Messenger RNA from Kalmanozyma brasiliensis GHG001, 2007 nucleotides. RefSeq names its product Immunoglobulin E-set. NCBI's taxonomy places the organism in Eukaryota, Fungi, Basidiomycota, Ustilaginomycetes, Ustilaginales. The record is from RefSeq and is a predicted model, not a curated record. Bases 1 to 2007 code for a protein of 668 amino acids. The transcript has a single exon.
AUGUUCAGCUCCAUCGUACAUCAUCCUUGCGAGAUAUCGCUGCAUCUCGUCUCGCAGGACAUCUUCAUCCACCCACCACCGCCCAACUCCGAGUUCCCCGGCGAUGACAAGACCCUUCGCGGUCUCGUCGAGAUCAAGUGUCCUAGCGAGCGUCAUAUCCAAGGCGUAAAGGUGGUGCUGCAGGGCGUACAGACGCUAGCUAUCCCCGAGAAUGCUUCCUCGUCCGUCUCUUCAAUACGAUGGGAGGAGAAGGUCAUCAUGGAAAAGACGGUAGAGAUCAUGAACGACGGUACAGCAGGCGCCAUACCAGUCCGUCCAUCACGCUCCAAGGGCAAGGAAAAGGAAAAGAACUGCGCCGUCUCCGAUGGCCUCCAUCUCGACAAGGGCAUCCACGGCUUCGAGUUCGCCUUCAUCAUUCCCGCUUCGAUCCCGCCCUUCGAGCGUAGCAAGCACGGCCGCGUUCGCUACAUUCUCACCGCAACUGCUCUCGGUGCGGGCCGUGCGCGGAACAAUAUCUCCACCUGGAAGGAGAUCUUCAUCAUCCUCCACGUCACCUCGGACGGCGGUCCGGCGCCACUCGAUAUCCAGUACCACGACGUACACGAAGCUCUCGGACCGCUUUCCGUAUCCCUCACUUCAGCAUCUCUCACAGUAGGAGGCACUGCGAACCUCAAUCUCUACCACCCAGACCCGCCCGCAGGACUCAACGUCCACGUCAUCCGCGUCUUCCUCGAGCAGACCUUCGAGCUGUACAGUGAAGUGCGUAAAGGCUGGCUCAAGCUUCCCACCGAGAAGCUGCGUCUCUGGGAAAAGGGCUACAUGCCGUACAAGGCCAAGCAGCACAACGAUUCCGUGGGACCCGAAGACUCGAUAUGGAUCGGAGACAUGGAGAACGGUGCAGCGGGUCGACCUGGUCGAGGAGCGGGACCUGGACCUGCCAACCUGUCACCCUUUGGCUUGCCACUCAACGGAUCCGUCUCGGCGCCUGUCACCCCUAUGGAGCCAGUGACCCCCAUGCAGUACGACAAUGGCUACCGAAUCAAGUCGGUGGUGCGCCUACCUGACGACAACAUCCUCCGGCCCAGCACCGUUCGAGGCUCUCGCGCCGAGAUCCGCGUCAGUCACGAGAUGGGCGCCGAGGUCUUCUUCUCUCGUAAGGAUGUUUUGGACACAAGAGAGGAGAGCGACAGCUUUGGCAAGCCCAAGGUGCAAGUCUUUUCCAUGCGAAGAGCGACGACCAUCCCGUCUUGCUGCUGCACUUUCGAUACCAUCCAUCUGCCGCCCUACUCGCUCGAGUCGCCCGUCAACUCCAGGCCAUCAUCUCCGACCCCCUCGACGCCGGGCUCUUUGCGCAAUUCGCAUCCUGAGCUUGAGCACUGGAAGCGCACUACCACGCUCAAUCACACGCUGCCUGGCUCGCGUGGAAGCUCAGCAUUCAGCUCCGCCCUCAACUCGGCCGCUAACUCUCGCGCCGGCUCGCGUGAUACCUCGCCUACACGACACGGCUUUGCCUCGCACUUUACUGCGUCCGGUCGUAAGAGCCGCAACUCGAGUCCAACACGCAACAAUCGCGGCAGAUCUGGCAAUGGCCUCAGCAGCAUCGGUUUGCAUGCUCUCACGCCAGCUUCUGCCGGCCACAUUGACCAGAACGGAAGCAACCGCAACCACGGCUAUUCGACGCCGAGGUCGCUUCCGGACAACGUGCCGUGGGCAGUCAGCUACCUGCCCGAUCGCACCGGCACCUCGCAUGCAACUUGCAAUUGCGGUCGCACCACCGAGGAGCUCACCGAGGCAGAACAGCGUCUGCUCGAAGGCGUGCCCACUGCUCCCGGUGCCUGGGUGGAGAACACGGACGCCAACGUCCCGCCACCGCCCUGGGCACCGCCGUCGCGGGCAAGCAGCCCUGUCAGCGGCUGGCACCACGGACCUGGCUCGGCGAGGGAGGGCUUCCGUCCUCGCGGCAAGCUGGCCGAGAUCGAGACACCGUUUGGCAGUCCGUCGGCGUAA